Messenger RNA from Callithrix jacchus (white-tufted-ear marmoset), 409 nucleotides. RefSeq names its product TCL1 family AKT coactivator A (gene TCL1A). Gene Ontology annotation, molecular function: protein serine/threonine kinase activator activity. The record is from RefSeq and is a predicted model, not a curated record. Lineage: Eukaryota; Metazoa; Chordata; Mammalia; Primates; Cebidae.
CCAGGGACCAGCGAGCUACCUGGAGAGACUCUGGCUCUUGCUUUUUAGAGAAUCCGAGGGAGCCAUGGCCCAGGAGCAGUUACGCAGGGAGUCAGUCACCGACCACCCGGACCGCCUGUGGAUCUGGGAGAAGUUCGUGUAUUUGGAUGAGAACCAGCGCACCUGGCUGCCCUUAGUCAUCAAGGUACAGCCCGCUUUGGAGCGGAUGGUGUUCUUUCGUCAGGAAGUCACCCUCCUGGGGAAGCCUAUGACCCCUACCCAGAUAGGCCCAAGCCUGCUGCCUCUCAUGUGGCAGCUCUACCCUGACGGACGAUACCGAUCCUCAGACUCCGGUUUCUGGCGCAUAGUGUACCACGUCAAGAUUGAAGGCCUGGAGGACAUGCUUCUCGAGCAGCUGCCAGAUGACUGA